AAGUUAACAGGUUUCAAAUAGCCAUGGGUAGGAUCAGAAGAAGAAUCCAAAAGCACCGUAUCAACGAAGAAUACGACGUUGAUUUCUUUAGACAACGUUUGAUCGUCACGGUCACUCAUACUACCUCAGUGAUCCGCCGAUGGAUCCAGAGCAUCCGCUUCUUCAGCCGUCUUCGUUUGAAACACCCUCUCGUUGUCGGUCUCGGCGUCCAAUGGACUCCAGGUGGUUCCGAUCCUCCACCGGACACUCUCCAGUUAUGCGUCGGUAUCCGCUGUCUCAUCAUCCAGUUGUCUUACUGUAAGCGCAUGCCUAGCGUCCUUCGAAGUUUCUUGGAAGAUGAGACAGUCACUUUUGUCGGCGUCUGGAACAGCCAAGACAAGUACAAGCUCGAGAGAUUCCACCAUCAGUUGGACAUCUGGAGACUUCUCGACAUAAGGGACUUUCUGUAUACGUUGCCCCUGAAUAGUUCCUUUGAGAAGAUUGUGGAGAAGUGUUUGGGGCACAAAGGAGUGAGGAAAGAUAAAGAGAUAAGUAUGAGUGAUUGGGGCGUUCGCAACCUUUCUCAUGAUCAGAUUGUUCUGGCGUCACAUGAUGUCUAUGUUUGCUGCAAGCUCGGUGUUAGGGAACGUCUCUGGCAGGAGUUACCAAUAUCAACGAACGAGCUCUAGUUUUAAAAAUAAUGACUGUCGUUUAAAAAAAAAAAUCAAUAAUUAACAAAUCUUAGUUCUAAGAUU
Molecule: messenger RNA, 734 nt
Organism: Capsella rubella
Lineage: Eukaryota; Viridiplantae; Streptophyta; Magnoliopsida; Brassicales; Brassicaceae
Exons: 1
Coding region: 24-668 (214 amino acids)
Biological process (GO): nucleobase-containing compound metabolic process
Cellular component (GO): nucleus; cytoplasm
Molecular function (GO): nucleic acid binding; 3'-5' exonuclease activity
Source: RefSeq, a predicted model, not a curated record